GUAUUAUUCUAUUUUUUUUUCCAUAUAUCAUAUCCUGCUUGCCUCAUCGAGUUGCAUCAACCACUUAGCCAAAAUCCCCCUCUUUAAAUCACACUCAUCUCCCCCAUUUUUCACCUUAUAAAGUUUCACUCACCCGUUGUUUCUGAUCAUCAUCAUCAACAAAGGUCCGGUUGGAGAAUGAAUGGCGUGAAAGGUAGCAUUGAGAUCAGCAUCCCUCCUAUCAGCAAUGAGAAAAAAGCAUCAGAAGCUAGCAAGAAUAGUAGUGAUGAGAAAUUCAGCUGCAAAAACUUCAUUAUGAGAGUGUGGGAGUUUUGCAAAGAAGAUAGCAACAGAGUGACAUUUUCACUCAAAGUGGGGAUUGCUGUUCUUCUCGUAUCUCUUCUGAUACUAUGCAGAGCGCCUUACCAAGUUUUCGGCACCAGCAUUAUCUGGUCCAUCCUCACCGUUGCCAUCAUGUUUGAAUACACCGUUGGUGCCACUUUCAACAGAGGAUUCAACAGAGCACUAGGCAGCCUGCUCGCCGGAGCCUUGGCCAUUGCCAUAGCAGAGCUAGCCUUGAAAGCAGGGCGAACUGCUGAGCCUAUUAUAAUUGGCUUCAGCAUCUUCAUUGUUGGAACUGUGACAUCCUUUAUGAAGCUAUGGCCAUCUUUAGUGCCAUAUGAGUAUGGAUUCCGAGUCAUCCUUUUCACCUACUGCUUGAUCAUAGUUUCUGGAUAUCGUAUGGGCAACCCCAUCAUGACAGCCAUGGACCGUCUCUACUCAAUCGCCAUUGGAGCAAUAGUUGCAGUGGCAGUCAAUGUGCUCAUCUUCCCUAUAUGGGCUGGGGAGCUCUUGCACAAGGAGAUUGUCAGCCACUUUGCCUCUCUAGCUGAUGCUCUUCAAGAGUGUGUGGGGAAGUAUUUGAAGGACGAUGGAUCCGAACAUCCCGAGUUUACAAAGACUGUGAUGGAUGACUUCCCUGAUGAACCUGCAUAUCGAAAGUGUCGAUCCACAUUGAACUCCUCAGCUAAACUAGAAUCCCUGGCAAGUUCGGCGAAAUGGGAGCCGCCCCAUGGUAGGUUUAUGCACAUCUUUUAUCCAUGGUCAGAAUAUGUCAAGGUUGGUGCAGUCCUCAGAUAUUGUACCUAUGAGGUCAUGGCUCUUCAUGGUGUUCUACAUUCAGAAAUUCAGGCGCCACCUAGCCUGAGAGUCGCGUUCCAGAAGGAGAUCGAGGAUGCAGCAAGCGAGGCAGCAGAGCUAGUCCGUUGCCUGGGAACGGACAUAUCCAACAUGCAGCGAAGCCUCAAAACUCGCCUCCUCAAAAGGGUUCACAGCUCUGCAGAGAGGCUCCAACACGCACUUGACAUGCACUCGUGCCUCCUCACGUCUCAUCACGAUACUACUUCAUCCAAGACACACUCGAGGCUCUCCCAUGCGCUCUCUUCGACCUUCUCCAAUCUGUCGAGCCACGUGGCUGAUCUCGAGCAGAGCUCUGACCUCCCAUUCCAGCCACUGCAUGAGGAAUCCUGUGGCUAUCAUGAGAUGAUGAGGAAGCAAUCGAGAAGGCUGCAUUCGUGGCCAUCGAGAGAAGUUGAUGCUUUCGAAGACGGAGGGAAUUCCAGUUCAGAAAAUAUGCCAAGGAUGAAACAACUAGAGAGCACCGCUACUCUGUCGCUUGAGACUUUCACCACUCUGCUCAUAGAGUUUGUGGCUCGUCUCGACCACUUGGUCGAGGCAGUCGAUCAGCUCUCGAAGAUGGCAAGAUUUGAGCAAGAAGCUCUCUAAGUAGGAAACAUAAUCACAUCUGUUCAUAAAAGCAAAUAUGGUAGUAUUGAUUUUGAUGUACAAGGUAUUAUUGUUAUUGGAUUCUAAGGCAUAAAGGUAGUUGCAAAGAUGAAAACCAGUCGGUUUUACUUUUACCCAGUAGAGUAAAAUCUUGUUGGAUUUAUUCA
Messenger RNA from Salvia miltiorrhiza (redroot sage), 1931 nucleotides. Its product is annotated as aluminum-activated malate transporter 9-like. NCBI's taxonomy places the organism in Eukaryota, Viridiplantae, Streptophyta, Magnoliopsida, Lamiales, Lamiaceae. The coding region runs from base 178 to 1764 and encodes 528 amino acids. The record is from RefSeq and is a predicted model, not a curated record. The transcript has 6 exons. Gene Ontology annotation, cellular component: plant-type vacuole membrane. Gene Ontology annotation, biological process: malate transport.